UAUCAAAGCUUGAUGGAUGAUGGCUCUCCAUUAACAGUAAGGUCCUUAGAAUCACUCUACUCUUCUCUUCUCCAGUCAAUUGACACAUGUUUUCAAUUCACAAAACUUUCAUGCAAUGGGGUGGAAGGAGACUUUGUGUUUAUCAAUUUCAUUUGGUUGGGAACUCAACAAAUUUUAUAUGUAUCAGAAGCUAAUGAAUGAAGCUUCUUUAUUUGUGGGCCAACCCCAAGCCCCUCUAAUUACUUUACUUUUCUUGACUUCUCCAGUCAAUAAUGGUAUGUUGUUUUAAAAUUCAAAACUUUUUAUGCAAUGGAAUCGAAGAACAGUGUGAAAACUCACCCACAUGGCGAUUACGCGGUUGAUAUUUGCCUAUAAAUCUCUGGAUCAAGUGAUACAUAGAGUCAGACUCAUACAAUAGAAGACCCAACAAACACACAUCAGCAAAAGACCAGUUGGGAAAUUCUGCAGCUUGAAGAAGGAUGAAGCAAAAGAUGGUGAUCAGGGUUCCCAUGAACGGUGAAAAGAAGUGCAGAUCCAAAGCCAUGCAGACUGCAGUUGGUGUACCAGGUGUUGAAUCAAUAGCUUUGGAAGGUGAAGAUAAAAACCAAAUUGUUGUCAUUGGCGACAGUGUUGAUUCAGUUAACUUGACAUGUUUAUUAAGGAAGAAAUUCGGGUCUGCUGAACUUCUAAGCGUCUCAGCGGUCAGUGAGAAGAAGCAGAAGGAGAAUAUGACUGAACCAGGGGUACUGCAGCCAAUGGUUUGGUCACCAUAUCAAGCUGGUGUGCCACAAUAUUAUUACAGUACUGUUGUUUGUGAAGAUAAAAACAACUAUGACACUUGCAGUAUCAUGUGAGACAUGAAAGAAAAUUACUCAGCAGUUCACUGUGAUAUGAAUCUCAUUUUUCAGUAAUGAUCUAUAUCAGAGUUACUGUAUUUUUUUUUCUUAUUAAUGUCAAGAUUAAGAAGAAUAAUGUUUGUAUCACUUCACUUGAAAGUGAUGCUUUCUUAUCUACCCAGAAACAAAGCCUGAAUCUUUACCGACCUUGUUCUCAGAACUGAAGAUCAUGUAUAGAAAUAAUUUAAUAGAUAACAGCAUUGAGUUUCCAUGUUA
This is a messenger RNA of Vitis vinifera (wine grape), 1112 nucleotides long. Its product is annotated as heavy metal-associated isoprenylated plant protein 47. Bases 480 to 854 code for a protein of 124 amino acids. The transcript is spliced from 3 exons. NCBI's taxonomy places the organism in Eukaryota, Viridiplantae, Streptophyta, Magnoliopsida, Vitales, Vitaceae. Gene Ontology annotation, molecular function: metal ion binding. The record is from RefSeq and is a predicted model, not a curated record.